AUGGAGGGGUGUCAUCAGUUUCUUGAAUUGAUUCCACAAGAAAGAGAAGGCGGGCUUGUUGAUAAGUGUUUAGAGUUUCAAAGCCAUGGCCUUUCAGAAGAUCAGAAGCUUGAGCUGAGCCUCGGUCCACCGGGCGGCGGCUGGACCCAAACGGACGAUAACAGCUCCCGGAGAAACCAACACUUCGUAGACUUCGGGUGUUUCCCUAACGGGCCUACAUGUGCUCAUCAAAACCCUGUCUUGAGAUCUCCAUGGCAAACCCAAGCCAUAAAAGCUCACCUUGCUGUGACGAAUGAGCCGUCACGGCCCAGUGGCAAUAGAGUGGCUGUGGAUCUGAAAAACCCGGAAAAGAAGGCCUUUUCAUCUUCACCUGCAAAUACAGCUGUGCCUAAUAAUGCUAGCGGUGCUCAGAAAAGGACUGCUCCUACUCCAGUUGUGGGAUGGCCCCCCAUUCGUUCGUUCAGGAAGAAUCUUGCAAGUGGAAGCUCGUCUAAAUCAGCCUCCGACACGAAAGAUGUCAUCACUCCAGAAAAAAACUGUGAUCAUAGUAGAUCGGUUGAGAAUCACCCGAAAACUCUGUUUGUGAAGAUCAACAUGGAUGGGGUCCCAAUCGGAAGAAAAGUCGAUCUUAAGGCGUACGAUAGCUAUGACAAGCUCUCGUAUGCUGUGGAUGAGCUAUUCAGAGGCCUUCUUGCAGCUCAAAGUGAUUUUUCAGUUGAGGAGGAAAAGAAAGCUGCAGGAGGGCUGCUGAACGGAAAUCGAGAAUACACGCUCGUUUACGAAGACAAUGAAGGUGACAGGAUGCUUGUUGGGGAUGUCCCGUGGCACAUGUUUGUCUCAACCGUGAAGAGGCUCCGUGUGUUGAAAAGCUCUGAACUACCGGCAUUCUCUCGUGGAAGCAAACGGGGGAAGCAGUUAGCGGUUGACGAUGCUUCUUCUAAGUAA
Molecule: messenger RNA, 945 nt
Organism: Striga hermonthica
Lineage: Eukaryota; Viridiplantae; Streptophyta; Magnoliopsida; Lamiales; Orobanchaceae
Source: the annotation of a GenBank genome assembly